Entelurus aequoreus (snake pipefish) is the source of this 2790-nucleotide messenger RNA. RefSeq names its product nuclear receptor coactivator 5 (gene ncoa5). The coding region runs from base 16 to 2343 and encodes 775 amino acids. Gene Ontology annotation, biological process: regulation of signal transduction. The record is from RefSeq and is a predicted model, not a curated record. The transcript has 10 exons. Gene Ontology annotation, cellular component: nucleoplasm. Lineage: Eukaryota; Metazoa; Chordata; Actinopteri; Syngnathiformes; Syngnathidae. Gene Ontology annotation, molecular function: RNA binding.
UUGUAUUUUCCUAAAAUGGCGGCACCCUGCCCGGCUGCGGCUCCAGAAGCUCCUGAUAGCAACGGAACUAUUUUGUCAAAUAAACUGCUCAAUUCUGAACAUUUCCCAGUUAACUUGCAGCGUAGUUACUCCAAAGUAACCUACGACCGCCAGGCAAUGUUAGCUCUGGAUAAAUCCAACAGUUUUAGACCAAUAGUUGCCGACACUCCGGACCUCCUCGCUAGCCUCCAACUACUACGCGGCCUCCAGUCAGCAGCAGCAGCGGCGGAGACUCUCCGCAGCGCGUCCCUGCGGUCGAAGAGACGUCAGCAGGGUCACCCGAAGAAACGGGGAUGCCGAGCGGGGCUACAAACCAAACUAAAAGCUCUUCGUCUCACAACGCCGCUUCCUUCGAAUGUCAGCUCCGUGGAGAACAAACCGGAGCACCUGAAGCUGGAUGUAAGUGCGAGGCCGGAGAUGAAACCUUCCCUUCCAGAAGAGGCGGUUAGGACCGAGGGGCCGACGCUGUGUCAGUCGGACAGGAGCAGCUCUCUCACCGGUAAAUCCCCAGGCGGCGGUGUGGUCGGACCGCAACAGGAGACAACCCAUUGGAGCCAGUGUCCACAGCGUCUUGCUUGCAGUUCAGAUGUAAAUAUGGCACUGGAGCGACGGUCAGCUAAACCUCAUUCCCAGCCGAGCCCUCCACGCAGGCCCACCUUCGGCAGUUACGGGGACAACAAAGAGCCACGUCCUCGGUCACGCUCACCUGUAUUCCCUCGCGACGCCCGAGACCGUGACGCGCGCGACACCCGAGACCGUGAUGCACGCGAGGGGCGCGAGGGACGAGAGGGACGAGAAGGACGGGACAGCAGGGAUGCUGCCAGAGAGGCGAGACCAGGAAGCCACCCUCGCGACCACGAAUACCGUUACCGUGGACCGGAGGGUAGGGACAAGGACCUGAGAGGACCGCCUCGAGACCCCGCCUACAACAGAGAAGAAUAUGAUCGUUUCUUUAGGGGUGGAGGCGGUGCCGAAGACUACUUCAGGAGGAAGGACGAAGCAUUCAGGGAGCCCUUUAGAGAUCCUUGGAAUGGACGUCGUGAGCCUGAAGCAGACGGCCGCGCCCGUCCAGAGGAGCAUCGGCGCAACGAACUCUAUCGACAGUACUACGAGGAACUGCAGCGGCGCCAAGAAACCGAGCGCCCCGUCGACUGCUCCGUGAUAGUCGUCAACAAGACUCAGAAUCGGGAGUAUGCUGAGACGGUCGGGCGCAAAGUCCACGAUUUGGGCAUGGUGGUGGACCUGAUUUUCCUCAACACCGAGGUGUCCCUGACUCAGGCGCUGGAAGACGUGGGCCGAGCUCGCACGCCUUUCGCCAUCAUCAUAACCCAGCAGCACCAGGUGCAUCGAUCCUGCACCGUCAACAUCCUGUUUGGCACACCUCAAGAGCAUCGCAACAUGCCUUUGCAUGACGCCAUGGUCCUCAUAACCCACAACUACGACACCUACAAGGUGGAGAGCCGUGAAAAGGAACGCGAGGAGAUCGUCAGGAAGGCCGCUAAGAUGGCCGACGACGUGCUGCUUAGAGAGCCCGAUCGAGAGAGUCACCCCGCCGCCGUGCUCACGUCCAUCACGUUGCUGUCCGAGAACAGGUUUUUAACGCCCGACGAGUUGGACGGUCUGGUAGCGUACCUAACGGACAAAAGGGCGCGGCUAUUGCGGAACCCUGCAGACACUCGCACAGCUGCGGCCCUCACCGCGUCGGCCGCCACUUCCCACGAUGCCGCGUCGGCAGCAGUGGUGGCACUGGCCUCCACCCUCUCUGCCCACCCGCCGUCACAGUCCAGCCACCCGACCAUGCAAACGUCUCUGAGCUCGCAGGCCAACUCCAACCAGGAACUGCAGGCCAAGAUCCUCAGUCUCUUCAAAAACAGCGGAGGGAUGCAGGCGGAUGUCGGCGCUCCGUCCUCCGCCGCCGCUGCCGCCACCGCCCAGUCUCAGGACUACAGCUCCCUUGGUGGCCCGGUGCCCGGCCACAACCCGCUCCGCCCGGGGAUGCCCGCCACGCCUCAAGCUGCAGCCCAGGGGUACGGCGCCCAAAUGGGCCGAGCACUCCCUCCCCCAGGUGGUCAGAGAGCCUCCAACUCCGCCUUUGGCAUCAAUUUAAAUAACCCGAGUGUCCAGAAAGCUUUGGACACUCUGAGCCACAGCGGGCCGACUCUCAAUCACCUGGUGGGGGCUGGGGGUGUAACACAACAACACCCACAGCAGCAGCAACACCCGCAGCAGCCGUUCUCAGCCAGCAGACCAGCACCCAGCAUGGGCCAAGUCCCGCCGAUGUCCAUGUACCCCCGGCACUACUGAUAGGCCACGUAACCUUUGACCUUUAACCCUACCUUGACUGUAGAUGUGUUUAGUCAGCCAUUUUAAGCUUUUUGUUUUUAUCGUGGUGGUGAACAAGAAGGUCAGUGAGUGUUUAGUUUGUCACUUCUACAGUCCUCGCCCCGCUUGUGUACAGAAUGUUGGACGUCGUGUCAUUUUUCCACAUUAAAAAGUCACAAACACAAACUGCUGUAGUAAAAUGGUCUUGGUUUAUUGCAUUUUGUGCUGACAAAUCUAUAAAAUAGAACGGGUAUCGCCAGAAGAAGCCAUAGAGAUAGAAGCAUUUGAAAUGUAAGAUAAAACUACUUUCCUCUUCAACUUUUUUUAUGUACCAUGAAACACAAUAGAGAAGAAUACAUGUCGACUUUUUUUUUUUUUCAAACCUUGGAAUAUUCAACUUACACUGAAACAGAAAAUAAACACUUCCAC